Messenger RNA from Pelagomonas calceolata, 932 nucleotides. Lineage: Eukaryota; Pelagophyceae; Pelagomonadales; Pelagomonadaceae. The record is from the annotation of a GenBank genome assembly.
UGCGAUGCAGACGCCUCCUCGGUAUGCCAGACAGCUAUCAGGUCAAAAACACUCAAAUCGAGUCUCAUGCUAGUAUGUCUAUGACUUAGCUUUACUGGGGUGCUGACAAAAAACAGGCUGAGCAUCCUGCCUGUUUACUGCACUACGUGAGACUUGUGCUACGACUUAACCAUAGCCGUCACGCCAUAGUCCGCCGAGCGCCAACCGCCCGCAAGCUCGCGGACGUAGGAACAGCAGCAGCACAGGAAACGUCGCCGCCGCCGCGCGCGAGGCACGCCCAGCUUCCCAGCGCGCGCCGGCACUGCUCAACAGGCAGCGUCGCCGCAGGACUAGGAAACAAACAGCCGCAGCGAUGGCCGACGACGCCGACCAAGAGGAGGCCGCGCCGGAACCUGUGAUCGAGGGCCUCACGGAAGAUGCGGGCGACGGCGAGGAGGACCCCGAGCUCGAGGACAUGAAGCGGCGCGUCCAGGAGAUGGAGGAGGAGGCGAACAAGCUGAAGGCCAUGCAGCAGGAUUUGGCCGCCGACGGUGAUGGUGGAGAGGAGAAGAAGGCGUCCGAGACGGACGAGAAGAGCAUUUACGUCGGACAAGUCGACUACGAAGCGACGCCGGAAGAGCUCCAGGCCCACUUCGCGAACUGCGGCACCAUCAACCGCGUGACGAUCCUCUGCGACAAGUUCACGGGUCGAAGCAAGGGCUUCGCCUACGUUGAGUUCGAAGAUAGCGCCGCGGUGCCCGCCGCGAUUUUACUCGACAACUCCAUCUUCAAGGGCCGCCAGCUCAAGGUCUCGGCGAAGCGCGUCAACGUGCGCGGCAAGGGCAAGGGCAAGGGGCGCGGUAGAGGUAGAGGCCGCGGGCGCGGCCGGCGGGGCAAGGGGUACAAGGGCUACCGCGGCUGGUAGCUUCCUUUUUUAAGUUUGGUGCCGAAUA